Molecule: messenger RNA, 1953 nt
Organism: Hyposmocoma kahamanoa
Lineage: Eukaryota; Metazoa; Arthropoda; Insecta; Lepidoptera; Cosmopterigidae
Product: multiple epidermal growth factor-like domains protein 10
Exons: 9
Coding region: 243-1241 (332 amino acids)
Source: RefSeq, a predicted model, not a curated record
CCGGCCCGCUCGUUGUACGCAUGCGCGUUGUCCGCCAUCUUACGGUUGCUAUGGUGACGUGAAUUUAAUCAAAUAAACAUCUAAUAAAAAGGAAAUUGAAUAUACACUACGUUACAUGAGUGUUCUAUGAAGUGCUAUAUCUGUUUGUUUGGAUGUUUAAAAUUAUGACGUGAGCCGCUGCGCGCGUGACCUCUCCAGGAGUACCAGGUGUCCAGGAGAUUUGAGGAAGUUCCAGUGACGUCAUGAUGGGAGGUCGCGAAGUGUUACUUAUAGCCCUUUUGGGUCUAGUUGUUGUACAGGGCCAGGAAAAACGGAAACAACCACAAUACUUAAAGAUAGGACGAACGAGCAACAACUGCCAGGUGGAUAUGGAUUGUCCCGACAACGCUUUCUGCCGAGUGAGCACCUACUGCGUCUGCAAGGAAGGUUACGUCUAUACAGCCGUGAACAGCACUCAUAAAUCGUGUUUAAAAGAGGCUAACUUCGGCGAGGAGUGUACCCACAAUAUCCAGUGCCAAGCGAUUUUAGGCACACAGUCGGAGUGUAAGCAUGGCGUCUGCCGCUGUGUUCCCACGGCCCAUUGGGAUGUUCGCUGUUUCGAAACCGCACUGGUGGGUGAGAGAUGCACGGUGGAUCAAAACUGUUACCUUGGCGAAACUGGACCGGAACAAGUGGCUUAUUGCGUGCGAGGAUACUGCACUUGUCCAUUGCAAUCAAGCCCGAGAGACAAUGGCACUAGAUGCGUCCGAGAUUCUGGACUUGGCGGGCCCUGUGAAGACCAGCUGCAGUGCGCCGGGGCAGGUCUAGAGUGCCAAGGAACAUGCCAAUGCCGCAAAAACUGGGUUGCCCACAACGACAGCAAGAUUUGCGUUGAAGCUGUGCAUCAUCUGGGAGAGGCAUGCGAAUACGAUGUCCAGUGCGAUGCGUUAUCGGGAAAACCGGAGGCAAGAUCUCCUGGCGCUGCUUUAUGCUUAGGUGGUGUUUGUCAAUGCGCCUACAGUGCACGCGCAACUGGUACGCCUGAGCGAUGUUGGCAGAGGAAGAGGCCUGGUCAGGACUGUGUAGUGGAUGAGGAGUGUGUCUCAGAAGAAGACGAACCUGGCUACUGUUUAAACGGUAUCUGCACUUGUAAAAACUGUUCCCCGGACGCAAAAGACUUUUUUGGAGGCGCUAGCACCAUCUCCCGUCCGCCUGUAUACAUCGCCGCCAUUAUUGCAACAGUCGCCAUUUUAAGACACUAGCCGCCAUUUUAAUGUACACCAUCUUGUUUGGCAUAAUGCGUCAUUAUUCUGAUAUUCCGUUUUAAGACAUAUCCCAUCAUUUUUUAACCUUUUCCUCUCACGGAUCGUCUCUUUUAUCUCCGGUCUUUUCUUCCUUUAAUUUCCGAGGUUUUUUCUAGCCAACUCAUUACCACGAGAUAAGUUGGCUUAUAAACCUAUAACAUAAAGCGGCUGUGGUGUUACGCCUAUAUUUCCAACACGUUUUGUUGUACGAAGAAUUUUUGUGAAGCCAGUUCAGACCAGGUGAUCCUAAAACCAAUAAUAUACGAGUAGUUAAUAACUUUUUCUCAAAUAUAUAAACGUGAUAACAUAAUCAUUAUAAUGAUAAUCAAAAUACAGGCCGAAUCGGCAAAUUUAGUGGUCGAAUGGCAUAAUUCAAAAAUACGUUCGAAAUAUUUAAUCGUAAAAAAAAUGUAGUUGUUUCUUCGUAUUAUAAUAAUAUAGUGAGUACCUAGUCCCAUGGUACAAGUCAGUGUCAAAUGUUAUUCAAUUCCACGAUAAAUGAUGUAGAAUUACAUAUCUUGCACAAGCUAGUUAUAGGUCGUUGUUAUGUUGUAGAUUAUUUCAAAUUUUAUUUUAAGUUGUAAAUAAUUUAAAAUUGUUAUUUGUUGUUGUUAAUUUAAUUUAAUCUUAACUUAAAUAAUUUCCAUUUUUAUCUUACAUUCUUUGAACA